AUUCUAUAACCGGUAGGUAGAUAUUCUGGGAUUUCCAAUGGCUGUAGAUUUUAACUAUAAAAUAGUUGUCCUUUUACAUAAUAUAAAUUUAAUCGAUUUGAAAAAUUUUUCUAUUUACGAAGUGAACACACAUUCACAUGGGAUUACAGUUCGAUUAGUGUAAUAUGAAUAACGGUUGAUUCCAUGUCGUCAUUAAGCCGAAAACAAGACAAGUACAACUAACACCUGAACACUCAUUUGGCCACGUGGCUUUUCUUAUACGGAGGUGUAUUAAUAAACGCAUUAAAUAGGUAUUGAAGCAAGACGAUUUUCAACAGGAAAUCAUCCGUAAUCAUUUAGAAAUAGGAAAAAAAUAAUCUCCAGGAAUGCUAAACAGAUUCGCUGAAAAAUCGGUCGGGACAUAUCAUCGCGUUUGUACACUUAUAAUAGCGUAACAGCAUACAUUAAUUGUUCGCACAUUAAGGUGUAUCUCGUGCAAUUACCUUAUACACCUUAACAAAACGUAUAGCUUCGUUUUACGCGUUUCCGUUAUGGACAGAGAAAUAAUCAAAGUCCGUGGUUUCCACCCUGUUAGCGAACGGAUGAAUAUGAACAAACGAAAAAUGUUUAUACGGGACAUGAUCAACGAGAACUCCAUGUGUUUAUAAUUUAAAUUUCACUCGGUAAACAUGGAUAACCGGGAAUUCGAUAAGUGCACGAAAAAAGUCAAGGUAAAAAAAAAAAUGUAGAAGAUUGAUUGAUGCUCUUAGAACUGUUGAAAAAUGUUAAAACGGAUCGAUAAAACAUAAUAAUCCGUGGUUAUGAGGGGCAGCUAGUAUUGUUGAAGUCAUCUUGGUAAUCGUCAUCGUCCUCGUCAAAAAUUGUAAAACAGACGUACAAACACAAGAUAGAUGCAUCAAAACCAUUUGUAAUGGAACAUCGAGCAAGGUCUGGAAGUUACGAUUUCUCCGGUGAAAUCAAAUAACCGUGAUGAUAAGAAGAACGGAGAAGUGGCGAUGGUAGACAGCAGCUGUUGGCCGUUUUAUCACCCGGAGCGUUUGCCAACCUGUGUGCGAACAAGAAUACAGAACGUUUCCGUUUUUUCCAGCUCCGGCAUCUUAAUCAGGCAACGACGACGAAUUCGUUUGGAAAGUGCGAUGUGCGGAACGUUUCGCUCGGACACGGGCACGCAACGUCCCGAGACGGGUUGAACGUGGCGCACCGAUGCGGACGACGCGACCAACAACAUAUGAUCGGCUACUCGGUUGCGGUCGAUCGCCGUCGUCCGCGGUCGGGCGGUGCCGUCCGCGUAGCUAGGUCGCUUUCGUGUGCUGAUCGUCGCCAAUCGCCGUUACUGCGGCUCGGGAGCCAGCGGCGGCCCUCAGUGGCUCAGUGCACGUCCGCCAUCACUGUAAGUUGUGCUGUGCGUGCUGAUGUGGGCCGACGUGCUCUCCGAACUGAGACCGAAUAGGGCCUCAUGCAGAAGACUUUUUUCGACAUAAAACAUAGGUUAUUGAGCGCAUUGGACGAUGAAUACAAUGUUACCGAUAUGUCUACAGUGUUUGAGGUUAUUUCAACCCUUGAACAACUACCAGUUACCACGGAGGUGCUUGAGGCAACCCGUAUCGGUAAAAUGGUCAAUGAAUUACGACGUAAGACUUUGGACAAACAAUUGGCCAAACGUGCAAAGGAACUUGUACAGCGAUGGCGUAACCUAAUGAUAAAUAGUGCUCAAGUCAUUCAGCAGGCUAAGCUUCCUCCCUCACAGCCUAAUGGCAUGCUUAGCAAUCAUAGUAAAAGACCUAUUACUUCACCUGAUCAAUGUACAGCACCCCUUAAAAAACCAAAAUUAAAUGGAGUACCUAUUCUAAGCUCAACCACAAUUUCUCCACCGGUUCAAAGAACACCAGAACCAAUACCUAGUCCGGUUAAUGAGCUUGAACAAGAACUUGAUCCUAUAAUUGAACCACAGGGACCAAAAAAACGUGGUCGAAAAAAAGGAGGUAAAAAUUCCAUAAAACUGGGGAUUACACCUGCUAAUCCUGUGGAUCUGGAAAGAAUGGUUGUUGGUGCCAGUAAAUUAAAAACUACUCAAGAAAUAAUUGCGUCAUUACGUAAAGAUGAUGUAAAUUAUCAAGUGGAGGAAAAACCACAAAUAUCUGUACAAGAGUUCCAGGACGAACCUUCUGUAGCAAAAGUUGAUAAACCUACUCGACCUAAGGUUGCAGAUGUCGACCGACAAAUACUGGAUAUAUAUAAUAGAUUACCUCCUCUGGACAUAGAAGCCAUAGACUGGAAUUCACCUCCACCAUCACCUCCACGGCCACCUCUUUCGCCUACUGAUUUAGUAGAAGGAGCUCAAAUUGAAGGUGUAACUGGUAAUUGGGAAAAUGAUGAAACGUUUAGGGAGUGGCAUGAGGUAUUAACUAGGGCAAACGAUACUGGUGAACCACUUGUCAUACUACCAUACGUGAUAAUUGACUGACAGGGAUUAUUUUUCUACUAGACUUUGUGAUAAAGACAUUUCAAGUCUUAAUAUUGUAAAUACUAAAGAUUAACUUUUUAAUAAAAGUGUAAAAAAAAAUUAAAAAAAAUUUAUAAUAUUUAUGUAGACAUGUAUCCGAUUACUGAAUGUGUCUUUUAAUGCUCUUUAAUUAUUAUUUGUCUUUUAAUACUGUAAAG
Molecule: messenger RNA, 2661 nt
Organism: Sipha flava (yellow sugarcane aphid)
Lineage: Eukaryota; Metazoa; Arthropoda; Insecta; Hemiptera; Aphididae
Gene: MED26
Exons: 4
Coding region: 1457-2464 (335 amino acids)
Biological process (GO): positive regulation of gene expression; regulation of transcription by RNA polymerase II
Cellular component (GO): core mediator complex; nucleus; mediator complex
Molecular function (GO): transcription coregulator activity
Source: RefSeq, a predicted model, not a curated record